Diversispora eburnea is the source of this 804-nucleotide messenger RNA. Lineage: Eukaryota; Fungi; Glomeromycota; Glomeromycetes; Diversisporales; Diversisporaceae. The record is from the annotation of a GenBank genome assembly.
AUGUCACUUUAUACCGGUAAUUCAAAUACCAGUUUUAGUAGCUUUAGUAGCUUUAGUUCAACAAGCUCUGUAGCCACUGAGGAUAGUACUGAUGUGGUUCCAAAAAAAAUGUCAGACUGCAUCACCCUAGAAGAUUAUGAAGAAUGUGUAGAAGAAUUUAACAUUCACAGAUGCUGGGAAUGGUCGAAUGGAGAAGUAAUAAUUUAUGAACUUCCUUCUAUAUCACACGAAGUUGUUAUUGGUGCAGUUACUAGGAUGUUAUUGUACCAAUGCAAUGCUGUUGCUUUUACCGAUGCUGAGAUUAAUAGUUUAAGUGCUACUAGAAUAUGUGACAGAAACUGUGGAAUCAUUUUGUCCAAUAAAACAGCCGUAAUUGUAUCAAAUGGAUAUGAUGGAAAUGAUUUACCUUGGCCAAAUUUGGUUGUGGAAGUAACCUAUACUAAAACAUUAGCUCAUGUUGAAGAAACGUUGUGCUACUGGUUAAGUCCUGGUCUUGCCCAUGAUUGUAUUAUUGUAUCAAUCGAUCCGAUUCUCCAAGGCCAAGUACCGGUCCGUAUGAGGGUUUGGCAUUACUGUGUCUCAGCAGGUAGAGGAACGAGAAAUAUAUUUCCUCUUGUAACUACGUUUGAAUUUGGAACCCAAGAUGGCACGGGAACUGCAACAAAUAUUAAUCAAAGUCAAUGCAUCAUUAACAUAUCAUUAAGCUGUCUUUAUCAUGAGUUGAAGCUUCCUACCCAAAUCCCUCAAAAUCUUCCUGAUCCUAUUACAUUGGAUUUCUACUUUGCUCAACGUGUCAUCACAUGA